Messenger RNA from Hibiscus syriacus, 1421 nucleotides. Its product is annotated as B3 domain-containing protein LOC_Os12g40080-like. The transcript is spliced from 5 exons. The coding region runs from base 21 to 1421 and encodes 466 amino acids. NCBI's taxonomy places the organism in Eukaryota, Viridiplantae, Streptophyta, Magnoliopsida, Malvales, Malvaceae. Gene Ontology annotation, molecular function: DNA binding. The record is from RefSeq and is a predicted model, not a curated record.
AAGUUUCUUAACAUUCGACAAUGGCUUCUCAUCAUGGUACGGGCAGCGAUUAUUCACCAGAACCAUACCAUUUCUUCAAAAUCAUUCUUGAAAGUACCAUUCGAGAUAACAGACUUGGGAUUCCUCGCAAGUUUGCAAGAGAUUAUGGGAAUACACUGUCAAGCCCAGUAUUCUUUGAGGUUCCAAAUGGUGAAGUGUGGGAGUUGGAACUGAUAAAACUUGAGGAUGGAAUUUGGGUGCAGAAUGGCUGGCGAAAAUUCGUGGAGCAUUACUCGUUGGAGUUGGGACAUUUCAUGGUUUUUAGGUACCAAGGGAAUUGCCGUUUUCAUGUGCUCAUAUUCGAUAGAAGUGCCUCUGAGAUUCAUUACCCACAUGCAAAUGACAAGGAGGGAAUUCACCAACAAGCUGUACCGAAGAUUGAAGAAGAAGACUCAGUGCAUAUCAUGAAUAACAACUCUACAGGUAGGAGAAAGAUUAUGAGAGCUGAUAAUGAUGGGUAUUCAGCUGGAAAGGGAGAGGUGAAAAAAGUGAAACUUGGUGAAAAAUCUAAAGCUCUUAUGAGGGCUCGUAGUGCCUUCAAGUCUGAAAAUCCGUUCUUUUUGGUUUUCAUGCAACCAGCAUAUGUUGAUCUUCAUUACAAGCGUAGCCGUUCUCUGUAUGUACCUAGAGAGUUUAGCAGGAAAUAUUUGAUGGACCAUGGUCAUGUAGUUCUCCGUGAUUCUGAUGGCAAAACUUGGUCCGCCGAGUACCGCACUAUCCUAGGACGUAACGAACGACCCUAUGUUAAACUCUGCAGUGGUUGGGGCGCUUUUGUACGCGACAACAACAUACAAUUUGGUGAUGUUUGUAUAUUUGAGUUAAUUGAUUGCAUUGACAUCUCAUUCCAAGUGUUCAUUUGUGGCGGUAAUCAUCGAUCAGUUGCGAAAUUAGAUGCUGGAAUUUCAUCUACUCAUCAGGAAUGCCUGGGGCCAUUGAAGCUCCAUGAAGCUCUGGAAUUGCCAUCAGAAGUAUCUCCUGAGGUCGAUGAUAAUCAGCAUGGAACAUCAAAGACUCAAACCGGAGAGGAUGGCUUAAGAAGUGAGAAAACAGAAUGCAAUGCAUACCCUGAAUCAAGUGCAUUGCUAUUCUCAAAGAACAAAACAAAGUUUGAGAAAGGGGAGCCUACUGUGAUCAGCCUUGAUGUCCUCUCUUCAAGGCGUGAGCGUCCUCUUGUUGGUAGUAAGCCACCAGUUACCCCUCUGUCAUCCCCCUUGCCUCCAUCUUCCAGCCCCGGCCGCUUCUCAAGGUUGCAAAAUACUACUCCAGCGACUUAUUCAGAGGCGGCUUUGGCGAAAAAGGCUGAGCUUUUGGAGGGUGUGGGACUGAAGGUUGGCAAAUCAGAGGUGUAUACUGAAGAGCACGAGAAGCUUUUGGAUUUAUGA